This is a messenger RNA of Oncorhynchus mykiss (rainbow trout), 2387 nucleotides long. RefSeq names its product procollagen C-endopeptidase enhancer 2b (gene pcolce2b). Gene Ontology annotation, molecular function: peptidase activator activity; collagen binding; protein binding. Lineage: Eukaryota; Metazoa; Chordata; Actinopteri; Salmoniformes; Salmonidae. The record is from RefSeq and is a predicted model, not a curated record.
UACCACGCAGAACAAACGCUAUAUUCAUCUCUGUGCUACAGCUUGCGAAACUCCCUCCAGGAACUUCUGGGUACUUUUCCCCACCGCUCGAGCGACUGAAUACAAUGUCAUUCAUGCCAGCGGGCGAAAACAGGCGAAGUGGUGCCUGGUCAGUUCACCCGAUAAUGUUGAGAAUAUGCAGUGUUUUUUGCGCAUGGAGUGUACUGUUUUUGACAGAAGUCUGCGGGCAGUCACAACGGAGACCAACGUUUACAUGCGGAGGGAAUAUAACGGGGGGUUCUGGGGUCAUUGGGAGCCCGGGGUAUCCAGGGGUGUACCCCCCAAAUACCAAAUGUGUUUGGAGAAUCACGAUCCUGUCAAGCUCUGUCAGGUUGGAUGGGGAGUGUUGCUGCACAGCUAUUUUCAGGUCCCUGAGGGUAAAGUGGUGGUCCUGUCCUUCCGCUUCAUUGACCUGGAGAGUGACAACCUGUGUCGCUAUGACUACGUGGAUGUUUACAGUGGCCAUGUGAGUGGCCAGAGGCUGGGCCGCUUCUGUGGGACUUUCAGGCCAGGCGCCCUGGUCUCCACAGGCAACAAGAUGCUCAUUCAGAUGGUGUCUGAUGCCAACACAGCUGGGAGUGGCUUCCUGGCGGUGUACUCUGCUGCCCAGCCGCAUGAGAGAGGGGAUCAGUACUGUGGCGGUCGUCUGGUUAAACCCUCCGGGUCCUUUAAGACCCCUAACUGGCCCGAGAAAGACUACCCCGCAGGGGUCACCUGCUCAUGGCACAUAGUGGCUCCUAAGAACCAGAUUAUUGAGGUGAAGUUUGAGAAGUUCGAUGUGGAAAGAGACAACUACUGUCGAUAUGACUAUGUGGCCAUUUUCAACGGGGCAGAGAUCAACGAUGCCAAGAGGAUCGGGAAGUACUGUGGCGACAGCCCUCCAGCUCCAGUAUUUUCUGAAGGUAACCAGCUCCUGAUCCAGUUCCUCUCAGACCUCAGUUUAACGGCAGACGGGUUCAUCGGCCACUACAAGUUUAGACCCAAGAAGUUCCCCACCCCCACGGUACCAGCGACCACCACCACCCCAGCAGCUACCACCAGACCCAUACCCCUGAAGUACUCUUUAGCUCUGUGCCAGCAGAAAUGCAAAAGAAGUGGAACCGUUGAGAGCAACUACUGUACCAGUGACUUUGUGAUAACAGGAACUGUCAUCACGGCGGUGGUGCGAGAAGGCAGCGUGUACGCCACCAUCUCCAUCAUCAACGUCUACAAAGAAGGCAACCUGGCCAUCCAGCAGGCCGGCAAGACCAUGAGCACCAAGAUCAUCGUGCUCUGCAAGAAGUGUCCAUCCAUCAGACGAGGCCUCAAUUACAUCUUCAUGGGCUCAGCGGACGAGGAUGGGAAGGGGAAGAUCGCCCCGCAUCACUUCGUCAUGGCCUUCAAGGCUAAGAACCAGAGGGGACUCAACGUACUGAAGAACAAACGCUGCUGAGAUCAGCUACGUGCUGCCUGAGUCUCCACCCAACCACCAUGCCCCACCCACAAAAGGGUGUGUCUGUUCUUGUUAGUCUCUGCCCAGCCUUCCCUGGCUCCGCCCAUCAUUAUCUAUCAUCCUUCACCACAGGACUAGUCUACAGAGCUCAGGCUGUUACUGCCUGGAGGUGUCUGGCUGUCUCUUUCCUUUGUUUUGUAUUUCUAUGCUGUUUUUUCUCUUUCCUCUGAACUGGGCCUGUUUUGAGUGCAAUGUGAAGAAUGACUGUGAUAAUUGAAGAGAGGGAGGAGAGGAAGAGAGACCGAUAGUAAGGGGGAGAAUCACCUGGGUCACGUUCAGUUAGAACAAAACAGGAGAAAAUGUUAGAAACUAAAUACUACCUAAAUAUGUCCAAUGAGAGCGCUCAUGUACCUUUUCUGUUUCAAAAAAUUUUUCUCACGUUUCAAGCCCACUGAACACAACCCAGGUGUCAUGAUGAGUGUUGGCUUGGAUCAAACAUCAGACAGGAAGGAGUUUGUUAGAGGAAGUACAUUAUUGAGGACGGGGUGUUAUAGUUUUAUGGACAGUGUUUACAAACUGCUCUUUAUUUCCUAUGUUCACAUUGAAUGGACAAGAUUUGGGAGGUAUUUUAUGUGGUGUCGAUAAGUGCAAUAGUUGAAUAUAUAGCAUUCCUUUUGAAAUGAUUUGUUUUCAUGCUAGUAUUACGUUUAGUACUGUCACUUAUUAGCCAAAGCUUUUCACAAUGAAUGGAUUCAACAAAGCACUCCUUAUCAUUAUGUCAGCUUGGUUUGUAAUGUAUGUAAUAAAAAGAGAUAUGAAAUGAAUUACAAUAUAAAGUAUUUUCAUAUGAUUCAAUUGGUAAAUGUUAUUUAUAUUUUCUUGUUUUCAUCUGACCAAAUAAAAAACAGAAAAUGAA